AUGAAGAAGAAGAAGAAGAAGAAAGAAGAAAGAAGAAGAAGACGAAGAAGAAGAAGAAAGAAGAAGAAGAAGAAGGAAGAAAGGAAAGAAGAAGAAGAAGAAGAAGAAGAAGAAGUAAGAAGAAGAAAGAAGAAGAAGAAGAAGAAUAGGAAGAAGAAGAAGACAGAAGAAGAAGGAAAGAAAGAAGAAGAAGAAGAAGAAGAAGAAGAGAAGAAGAAGAAGAAGAAAAGAAAGAAGAAGAAGAAGAAGAAGAAGGAAGAAGAAGAAGAGAAGAAGAAGAGAGAAGAAGAAGAAGAAGAAGAAAGAAGAAGCAAGAAGAAGAAGAAGAAGAAGAAGAAGAAGAAGAAGAAGAAGAAGAAGAAGAAGAAGAAGAAGAAGAAGAAGAAGAAAAGAAGAAAGAAGAUAGAAGAAGAUAAGAGGAGGAGAGAAGAGAAGAGAGAGAGAAAGAAGAAGAAGAGAAGAGAAGAAGAAGACGAAGGAGAAGAAGAGAGAGAGGAGAGAAGGAUGAAGAAGAAGAAGAAGAAGAAGAAGAAGAAGAGAGAAGAGAACGAGCGAAGGAAUAGACAGAAGAAAAGAAGAAGAAGACGACGAAGAAGAAGAAGAAGGAGAAGAAGGAAGAAGAAGAAGAAGAAAGAAGAAGAAGAAGAAGAAGAAGAGAAGAAGAAGAAGAAGAAGAAGAAGAAGAAGAGAAGAAGAAGAAGAAAGAAGAAGAAGAAGAAGAAGAAGAGAAGAGAGAAGAGAGAGAAGAAGAAGAGAGAGAAGAAGAAGAAGGAGAAGAAGAAGGAGAAGAGAAGAAGAGAGAAGAAGAGAAGAAGAAGAAGAAGACGAAGACGAAGGAGGAAGACGAAGAAGAAGAAGAAAGAAGAAGAAGAAGAAGAAGAAGAGAAGAAGAAGAAGAAGAAGAAGAAGAAGAAGAAGAAAAGAAGAAGAAGAAGAAGAAGAAGAAGAAGAAGAAGAAGGAAGAAGAGAAGAAGAAAGAAGAAGAAGAAGAAGAAAGAAGAAAGAAGAAGAAGACGAAGGAAGAAGAAGGAAGAAGAAGAAGAAGAAGAAGAAGAGAAGAGAAGAAGAAGAAGAAGAAGAAGAAGAAGAAGAAGAAGAAGAAGAAGAAGAAGAAGAAGAAGAAGAAGAAGAAGAAGAAGAAGAAGAAGAAGAAGAAGAAGGAAGAAGAAGAGAAGAAGAAAGAAGAAGAAAGAAGAAGAAGAAGAAGAAGAAGAGAAGAAGAAGAAAGAAGGAAGAAGAAGAAGAAGAAGAAGAAGAAGAAGAAAGAAGAAGAAGAAGAAGAAGAAGAAGAAGAAGAAGAAGAGAAGAAGAAGAAGAAGAAGAAGAAGAAGAAGAAAAGAAGAAGAAGAAGAAGAAGAAGAAGAAGAAGAAGAAGAAGAAGAAGAAGAAGAAGAAGAAGAAGAAGAAGAAGAAGAAGAAGAGAAGAAGAAAGAAGAAGAGAAGAAGAAGAAGAAGAAGAAGAAGAAGAAGAAGAAAGAAGAAGAAGAAGAAAGAAGAAGAAGAAGAAGAAGAAGAAGAAGAAGAAGAAGAAGAAGAAGAAGAAGAAGAAGAAGAAGAAGAAGAAGAAGAAGAAGAAGAAGAAGAAGAAGAAGAAGAAGAAGAAGAAGAAGAAGAAGAAGAAGAAGAAGAAGAAGAAGAAGAAGAAAGAAGAAGAAGAAGAGAAGAAGAGAAGAAGAAAGAAGAAGAAGAAGAAGAAGAAGAAGAAGAAGAAGAAGAAGAGAAGAAGAAGAAGAAGAAGAAAGAAGAAGAAGAGAAGAAGAAGAAGAAGAAGAAGAAGAGAAGAAGAAGAAGAAGAAGAAGAAGAAGAAGGAAGAAGAAGAAGGAAGAAGAAGAAGAAGAAGAAGAAAAGAAGAAGAAGAAGAAGAAGAAGAAGAAGAAGAAGAAGAAGAAGAAGCGACGAAGAAGAAGAAGAAGAAGAAGAAGAAGAAGACGAAGAAGAACCCCGAAGAGAGAAGAAGAAGAAGAAGAAGAAGAAGAAGAAGAAGAAGAAGAAGAAGAAGACGAAGAGAAGAAGGAAGAAGAAGAAGAAGAAGAAGAAGAAGAAGAAGAAGAAGAAGAAGAAGAAGAAGAAGAAGAAGAAGAAGAAGAAGAAGAAGGAAGAAGAAGAAGAAGAAGAAGAAGAAGAAGAAGAAGAAAGAAGAAGAAGAAGAAGAAGAAGAAGAAGAAGAAGAAGAAGAAGAAGAAGGAAGAAGAAGAAGAAGAAGAAGAAGAGAAGAAGAAGAAGAAGACAGAAGAAGAAGAAGAAGAAGAAGAAGAGAAGAAGAAGAAGAGAAGAAGAAAGAAGAAGAAGAAGAAGAAGAAGAAGAAGAAGAAGAAGAAGAGAAGAAGAAGAAGAAGAAGAAGAAGAAGAAGAAGAAGAAGAAGAAGAAGAAGAAGAAGAAGAAGAAGAAGAAGAAGAAGAAGAAGAAGAAGAAGAAGAAGAAGAAGAAGAAGAAGAAGAAGAAGAAGAAGAAGAAGAAGAAGAAGAAGAAAGAAGAGAAGAAGAAGACAGAAGAAGAAGAAGAAGAAGAAAGAAGAAGAAGAAAGAAGAAGAAGAAGAAGAAGAAGAAGAAGAAGAAGAGAAGAAGAAGAAGAAGAAGAAGAGAAGGAAGAAGAAGAAGAAGGAAGAAGAAGAAAGAAGAAGAAGAAGAAGAAGAAGAAGAGAAGAAGAAGAAGAAGAAUAAGAAGAAGAAGAAGAAGAAGAAGAAGAAGAAGAAGAAGAAGAAGAAGAAGAAGAAGAAGAAGAAGAAGAAGAAGAAAAGAAGAAGGAAGAAGAAGAAGAAAAGAAGAAAGAAGAAGAAGAAGAAGACGAAGGAAGAAGAAGAAGAAGAAGAAGAAGAAGAAGGAAGAAGAAGAAGAAGAAGAAGAAGAAGAAGAAGAAGAAGAAGAAGAAGAAAGAAGAGAAGAAGAAGAAGAAGAAAGAAGAUAAGAAGAAGAAGAAGAAGAAGGAAGAAGAAGAAGAAGAAGAAGAAGAAGAAGAAGAAGAAGAAGAAGAAGAAGAAGAAGAAGAAGAAGAAGAAGAAGAAGAAGAAGAAGAAGAAGAAGAAGAAGAAGAAGAAGAAGAAGAAGAAGAAGAAGAAGAAGAAGAAGAAGAAGAAGAAGAAGAAGAAGAAGAAGAAGAAGAAGAAGAAGAAGAAGAAGAAGAAGAAGAAGAAGAAGAAGAAGAAGAAGAAAGAAGAAGAAGAAGAAGAAGAAGAAGAAGAAGAAGAAGAAGAAGAAGGAAGAAGAAGAAGACAGAAGAAGAAGAAGAAGAAGAAGAAGAAGAAGAAGAAGAAGAAGAAGAAGAAGAAGAAGAAGAAGAAGAAGAAGAAGAGAAGAAGAAGAAGAAGAAGAAGAAGAAGAAGAAAGAAGAAGAAGAAGAAGAAGAAGAAGAAGAAGAAGAAGAAAGAAGAAGAAGAAGAAGAAGAAGAAGAAGAAGAAGAAGAAGAAGAAGAAGAAGAAGAAGAAGAAGAAGAAGAAGAAGAAGAAGAAGAAGAAGAAGAAGAAGAAGAAGAAGAAGAAGAAGAAGAAGAAGAAGGAAGAAGAAGAAGAAGAAGAAGACGCAAGGAAGAAGAAGAAGAGGAAGAAGAAGAAGAAGAAGCAGAAGAAGAAGAAGAAGAAAGAAGAAGAAGAAGAAGAAGAAGAAGGAAGAAGCAAGAAGAAGACGAAGAAUGA
This is a messenger RNA of Closterium sp. Naga37s-1, 3633 nucleotides long. Lineage: Eukaryota; Viridiplantae; Streptophyta; Zygnematophyceae; Desmidiales; Closteriaceae. The record is from the annotation of a GenBank genome assembly.